AUGUUUACAAUUACAGGACUUGAAGAAGAAGAAACAAAAUUGAUAACGUGGUCGUCGAAGAGCACGAAACUUCUUAUUUCCUUGCGAAGGGAAAAUGACGGCUUGUUUUCUAAAGGAAAAGUAAGAAAAAACGUCGCCUAGAAGCGAAUAGCAGAUCAGUUCAAUUCGACUUCCACCGUGAAAGUUACUGGCGAGCAAUGCUCGAAUAAGUGGAAGAAGCUAGAAGAGAAAUACAAGAAAGUCUCGGAGCACAACAGUCGUACGGGAAAUGAUAGGAAGGAAUGUGAAUUUCAGGAUGAAAUGACAGAGUUUUUCGGAUCUAACCCAAAGAUUGUACCAGCAGCCACCGUUUCCUCUAUGGCCAUGGAAGCAGGGACAGCAGAUCAUUCCGACGAUGAGGACGAGGAACUUCCUCGCAAGACGCCACCAAAAAAGAAAAAGCGAAGGUCGUCAAAAUCAUCCGCUUCGGAGAUGAUCGAGUUUCUGAAGGAAUUUAAAGAUGAUAAACGGAAAGAGGAGCUGGAAAAAAUGUCACUAUCUCAAAAAAUGCACGAAGAGAAAAUGUCUAUAAUGAAUCGAUUCCUAGACAUUUUGUCAAAAAAGGAAGGUUGA
Molecule: messenger RNA, 612 nt
Organism: Porites lobata
Lineage: Eukaryota; Metazoa; Cnidaria; Anthozoa; Scleractinia; Poritidae
Source: the annotation of a GenBank genome assembly